Messenger RNA from Polypterus senegalus (gray bichir), 918 nucleotides. RefSeq names its product homeobox protein notochord-like. The coding region runs from base 48 to 722 and encodes 224 amino acids. Gene Ontology annotation, molecular function: DNA-binding transcription factor activity, RNA polymerase II-specific; DNA binding. Lineage: Eukaryota; Metazoa; Chordata; Cladistia; Polypteriformes; Polypteridae. The transcript is spliced from 2 exons. Gene Ontology annotation, biological process: regulation of DNA-templated transcription. The record is from RefSeq and is a predicted model, not a curated record.
CCAGUCCCUAUCCUAAAGAAGCCACUAAGUGCGUUUACUAGAGAGACAUGGAGGCGAGUUUUCACAGUGGACUUUUUUUGCACCAUUGCCAAACGAAUCCGAUGGGGACUUCGCACUGCGAGAAGAUCCCCGAAUCGGGAAGACUGCACAGAAAUCCUUUCAGCAUCGAUGCGAUUUUAUCCAUGACACCCAAAAAAACUGGACCUUCGGAAACGAGUGCAACGCCCUACACGAUGCCAUUCUACUCGGCGCCAAGCGCCCCUGCUCUUCACGUGUGGAAUCCGGGAUUGCCGCAGCAGAGCCCACCUUACUGUACGGGGAGCCCAGUCGAGGGACGUCAGGAUAAAGACUUGGCUGAAACAGGUUGCAAGCAUCAUAAAUGGCGAUCCAAGUCUACGUCCGUGAGGAGCGGCUGCAGACGAUUUCGGACGAUCUUCACCGAGGAGCAGCUGCGGAGGCUGGAGGCGGUGUUCAGCACGCAGCGCUACUUGUCCGGCGCAGACAAAGUUUUCCUGGCUUCGGCGCUGCGCCUCUCCGAGACUCAAGUAAAGGUCUGGUUUCAGAACAGAAGAACGCGGUUUAAGAAAUCCAUGGAGCCCCCUGCCAAAGCAUUGCACGUGGACGGUAACAAAACCGACGACAUUGAGGGGCGUUUGUUGUCGUCCGCCAGUUCAGAGACGGAUGAAGAUGAGUUUAUUUCAGUAGACGAUGCGGACAGCUGAUCGCUUUUUUCUUUAGGAUCACGGACUGGCUUUGAGAAGUUCACUGAGAGAUGUCACUUUAUAUGAAAUGUAUUUAACACAGCAGAUUAUCUUAAGAACACAUUCAGUUAGGUGGUCUGCGGGAUCUUUCAAAUAGUUGUACCUAAACUGUACAUAUAAAAUAUUUAAUUUUCUUCCACUAUGUGGGUGCUUUUUU